Messenger RNA from Tetrahymena thermophila SB210, 1083 nucleotides. RefSeq names its product transmembrane protein, putative. Lineage: Eukaryota; Ciliophora; Oligohymenophorea; Hymenostomatida; Tetrahymenidae. The record is from RefSeq and is a predicted model, not a curated record. The transcript has a single exon.
AUGUUAUAACUUAUAACAAAUAUUAUUGCUUUCAAUACUUAUCAUAAUUAUACAAAUUAUCUUUUGGAGGAUCUAAAUAGAAAUAUUGAUUCAAAUUAUAUCUUAAAUGUAAGAGUUUCUGAAGAAUAUCAUUGUGGUAAAUAUGAAAGACUAAACUAUUUAAUUCCAAGCUAAAAUAUGGAAAAACCUGAGAAAAUAAAGCUUGUGUAAUUAUGCUAUGAAAUUUCUGAAAAAAUUUUGGAUAAUACUUAAUUGAAUAAAAUUAGUACAGGUAUUUAAAAAUGCACUUACAAAGGUACAACAACAUAAUCUUAUUAAGGAAUAUGCCCAAUUUCAGAUUUGAUGCUAUCUGAUAAAGAGCUAGUGGAAGGCUAUGAGAAGAUUUCUAAUUUUAAAUUAGAUAAUAUGAAUAUGUUUAUUAAAAGAGAAGACCCAAACUAGUCUCCAUUAGUUAGUAUGAAAAUAAAAAACCAAAAUUCAAAAGAUACUAAUGAUUAUUUUUUAAGACCCACAGAUAUGAAUUUUAAAUUGGAUGUGCUAUGUACUUUAGAGUAUAUUAUAGAAUGUAUAUAAUAACCGCUUGAAACCAAUCUUACUUUAUACUUAGAGAAUAGAGUACCAGUAGACUAGAGAUGCAAAUAUAAUCCUAAAAAUGAUUUGCCAGCACAAUAUUUUAUUUUUACUUAUUUCUCUUUUAAAUGUUUCUUUAUUUAAAUUUCUUGUUAUAUGGAAGAUCUUAAACAAAAUAAACCUAUUAUAAAAAUUUAUAAAUUCGGUUUAAUACUACUUUGCUUUUUCCGUAUUAUAGACUUGUGUGGUAUUUAUCAGUUGUUAUUUUUUGGAAUAGUGAAUAAAUUUGGAGGAGAAGAUUGUUUUUUAUAAGAUGAAACUAGCUAAAUAUUUUUAGAAGAAGAUUAUUUUUUCAUGCUAAAAGUUAAGAUUUUAUUGGCCAUUCAGUUUAUCUACUUCACUUUUUAUUUUAUAAAUUUGAUAUGGAUGUAAACAGACAAAAAGGAUUGUAUUCUUUCAAAAGAUGAUUUAUCAGAAGUUGAAUUUGUAGUAGAAUUAGAAGAAUAAAAAUGA